Cinclus cinclus is the source of this 768-nucleotide messenger RNA. RefSeq names its product serine/threonine-protein kinase pim-1-like. The record is from RefSeq and is a predicted model, not a curated record. Gene Ontology annotation, cellular component: cytoplasm. Gene Ontology annotation, molecular function: ATP binding; protein serine/threonine kinase activity. The transcript has 5 exons. Gene Ontology annotation, biological process: protein autophosphorylation; negative regulation of apoptotic process. NCBI's taxonomy places the organism in Eukaryota, Metazoa, Chordata, Aves, Passeriformes, Cinclidae. The annotation marks the transcript as partial.
GCGGAGAAGCCUCCCCUGGAGCAGCUGUACCGGGAGGGCCCGCUGCUGGGGAGCGGCGGCUUCGGCAGCGUUUACGCCGGGACCCGGCUCGCCGACGGCGUUCCGGUGGCCAUCAAGCGAGUGUCCCGGGACCGCGUCUUGGAGUGGGCGCGGCUGCACGACGGCGCCCUUGUGCCCCUGGAGCUGGUGCUGCUCUGGAUGGCGUCGUGGCCCGGCUUCCGCGGCAUCGUGCGGCUCCUGGACUGGUUCGAGCUGCCCAACGGCUUCGCGCUGGUCAUGGAGCGUCCGGAGCGCUGUCAGGACCUCUGGCACCUGCUGCACGCGGGGGGGUUCCUGCCAGAGCCCGUGGCGCGGGCGCUGUUCCGGCAGGUGCUGGGGGCCGUGCGGCACUGCACCAGCCGCGGCGUCCUGCACCGCGACAUCAAGGCCGAGAACGUGCUCGUUGACCUGGCCACCGGCGAGGCGAAGCUCAUCGACUUCGGCUGCGGCACGAUCCUGCAGGACGGCUUCUACACCCAGAUGGCCGGAACGCGGGAGUACUACCCACCGGAGUGGAUCCUCUUUGGCCGCUACCAUGGCCAGCCAGCCACCAUCUGGUCCCUGGGCAUCCUGCUCUAUCAGCUGGUGUGCAGGCACCUUCCUUUCAAAAGCAGAGAGGACAUCGUCCGGGGACAGCUCUUCUUCCCGCCCCGGGUGUCUCAAGAGUGCCAGCACCUGAUCAGGUGGUGCUUAUCCAUGGACCCUGCAGACAGGCCAUCCUUGGAUGAC